Aspergillus fijiensis CBS 313.89 is the source of this 2140-nucleotide messenger RNA. RefSeq names its product arrestin family protein. The transcript is spliced from 5 exons. Gene Ontology annotation, cellular component: cytoplasm; cytosol; plasma membrane. The record is from RefSeq and is a predicted model, not a curated record. Bases 246 to 2045 code for a protein of 599 amino acids. NCBI's taxonomy places the organism in Eukaryota, Fungi, Ascomycota, Eurotiomycetes, Eurotiales, Aspergillaceae. Gene Ontology annotation, biological process: ubiquitin-dependent endocytosis. Gene Ontology annotation, molecular function: ubiquitin protein ligase binding; protein-macromolecule adaptor activity.
UCCCUCUUUUCUUUUACCUUUUUCCCUUUUUUUUUUUUUUUUAAAAAAAAAAAUUCCCGUUUUGAUUUUCCCAGACUGGGUCCUCCCUUUCUCAAGUCUAAAUUAAUACAUCUACCUCCCCCUCCCACACCCAUUACUCACUUCCUGCCAUCCCACCUUUCCAGGCAUAACUACACCUUCGUCUUACCUGGCCCACGUUUGCUCUACUGACAGCUGCAAAUAAGCAGCUGUUAGAAUAAGACGUCAUGGCUCUCAGUUUCUUCGGUGCCGGAGGCGCCAGUCACGCGAAAUACUUCGAUAUUCGUCUAGAUGAAGACUAUAUUGUCUUUCGAGGAGGUGAAGAAGAGGCUGCCAGUGCUCAUUUGAGUGGAAAGCUACUUCUCUGUCUCUCUGAACCUCUCUCCAUCAAGCACAUCCGACUCCACCUCACCGGCAUCUCUCGUGUCUGUUGGCACUUGCCUUCCACCACUGCCGGCGGUGGUAGAAAGUCCUGGAGGGAGAAGGUUUUCUACGAAAAGACGUGGCGAUUUAAAGAGGCGGGUAAGAGCAAAACCGAAGUUCUGCCGGCCGGCAACUACGAGUACCCGUUCGACAUCGUUCUCGAGGGUUCAAUGCCAGAGAGUGUUGAAGGUCUGACCGACACCUAUGUCACCUAUCGCUUCAAGGCGGAAAUCGGACGCAAAUAUAUGAAAGACAUCACCGUUCGCAGGCCUCUCCGCAUCAUUCGUACUCUCGAGGCCAGUGCCCUCGAGCUUGCCCACGCUAUGUCGGUUGAGAAUGUUUGGCCCAACAAGAUCGAAUAUUCUAUCAGCACCCCGACCAAGGCUGUCGUUUUUGGGACCAGCAUCCGUGUGGAUUUCAAGCUCAUCCCUUUGCUGAAGGGACUCAGAAUCGGCCAGAUUGUCUCUCAGCUCAUUGAGAGUCACGACCUCACCCUCAACCCUGAAGAUCCUGACUCGAUCCGCAACACCUACAAGAGUACUCGCACUAUCUUGAACGAUGAGCAUGAAGUUGACGAAGAGAGUGGCCUCGAUGUUAUCGACGAGAUGGCUGAAGGAUACCAGUUCACGCGUUAUCUGGACCUGCCGAAGACUCUGGCUCGCUGCUUGCAGGAUACAGACACCCGGGGCAUCAAGAUCCGCCAUAAGCUCAAGUUCCGUGUUCAGCUCCUUAACCCCGAUGGUCAUGUUAGCGAGCUCCGCGCUACACUCCCCGUCUCUAUAUUCAUCUCCCCUAACCUCGCCAUCGAUGAGAACAACAACUUGAUCGAUCAGACCCCUCAGUCCGCACAAAGAGCAAUCAGUGACAUCGCUCAGCAAGCUCCUCCCUUGUAUGGCGAGCACCAGUUCGAUCAGUUGUACAGCGAACUUGACCCUUCGGGUUACCGAACACCGGGACCGGGAAGUGGUCCUGGCACUCCUUUCGGAGCUCUUAGCCGCAACAUCUCCGUGGAAAACCUUGCUUCGAUGAAUGCGUUGACCAACACCGAUAUCUCAGCGUCUGCAUUGCAUAGCCGUCUGUCAAGCCUUCGUGCCAACCUACACAAUCACCCCUCGCCGCCUGAACACGAACAUCAUUCAGAUACUGAAACCCGCCGCCUUGGCGUUCCCCCCGAUUACUUCGGACCUUCUUCGGGGGGCUCGGGCUCAAAUUCCCACAGUCCCGCCAGUCCCGAGCUUUCCCGACGCCCCUCGGAUGAAGUCAUUGAUCACGACCCUAUUCAUUCCGGCAUGGCUACUCCCUACCAUCCCCAGUACGCCGAAGUCGAGACCCUCAGCCGUGUCCCUAGUUAUUCUACAGCCGUUCGUACCAGUGUGCGCCCGUGCGACUCCGGGCUGCCGGAUUAUCAAGCGGUGAUCGCCGAGGACGUUGUCUCUUCCACUCCCCAGUCCCCCCAGCAGGCUUACAUCCGCAGCCGUGGGAGCAACACAUACCUGCCUUCUUUGGACUCCCUUCAGACUCGUACUGGCUUUCUCGGCUCUCGUGCUCCCCAUCACGACGAUGAUGACCGACGCUUGCGUCUCGUUCAAGCUCGCGCCCGGUAAACCUAGGUCGCUUGUGAUCAACGACUCAACGUGCGUCUUUCGAAUCUUAUCACGAGACACGCAAAACUACGAUUCUGGGCGUGGCCGGCUCCCCC